UCGACGUCCAAUUGAUCCAAUGUGCAGUUCUCACCGAGUGUCUCGACCUCCAAGAAUCGAUAGAAGGAGAGGGUGGGGGCAGCGGGCUUGCCAACCCAGCUCUCGGAAGAGCCCCUCCAUGACGCUCGCUCGCGUCACCCCUUGUUUAACGUUGUCUGAUUAGAAUAUACCUUGUAAAGGAGGCUCUGUCGUCGUCGCCUAUUUAGCGUUUCCUCUUCCAUGUCGGAUUGUCAUGAUAUCGGCCCACUGGUGGGAUGGGCUGUGUUCAGGUGUUGGGGGGAGGCGUUUUGCAUCUGUGGGGAACGGGACGGGCAUGACCUCCCCACGCGGCGGCCCGUUGGGGAACGACCGCACUGUAAUGAUGGAUGGUACGGGCUGGUUGGGGAUUGGUUAUACAGGGAUCGGCCUUCACAGGCACAGCACGGCAAGUCCUUGACGCCUGCUGGAACCCGCGGAUGAGCAGGGCCGUGCCCGGGAAGAGUGCAGGCGCUGGAAACUGUACAUAUAUUGUGAGAGAAGAGAGAAGAAGAGGAAGGAAGAAAGAGAAGGAAGAGAAGAAAGAGAAGAAGAGGAAGACAGAAAGAGAGAAAGAAGUGGGGAAGAUGAACAUAUAUAUACACAUAUACAUAUAUCUUAUACAAAAGGAUAUCAUCACCCCAGGUCCCCAACCCCCAACCGAAGCUCCAAUCAGCAAAGCCCCCCCCCCACCGUCCACGGUCCAUCAAACGUCCAUCCAGCUCGCCGCCGCAACCCUGCAGACCCCACGACCUCGGUACGCGCGCCAAACGCGGCUCAAGCAGGCAGGCAGGCAGAAAGAAACGAAGCGCGCGCGCGCGGCAGGCUUUGCUGUACGAUACGAUACAAUCAAUGCUGACGCGGGCAUGCGGCAGUUCGCGUGUAGAGGCCGCAGGAGGGGGGCGCCAGGAUCCUCCCUGUGAGAUAUAGCCUAUGAUGUGUGUAAGGGACCUGACAGCAGUAGUUAACUGUUUUCUCAGGUCUGCAUCGGGGUUUGGCGUGCGCCCCGCUUCAGGAAAGGUGUCGUGCAC
Messenger RNA from Amorphotheca resinae ATCC 22711, 1046 nucleotides. RefSeq lists its product as hypothetical. Bases 366 to 938 code for a protein of 190 amino acids. Lineage: Eukaryota; Fungi; Ascomycota; Leotiomycetes; Helotiales; Amorphothecaceae. The transcript has a single exon. The record is from RefSeq and is a predicted model, not a curated record.